Drosophila grimshawi is the source of this 2138-nucleotide messenger RNA. RefSeq lists its product as uncharacterized. The record is from RefSeq and is a predicted model, not a curated record. Bases 100 to 2001 code for a protein of 633 amino acids. The transcript is spliced from 2 exons. NCBI's taxonomy places the organism in Eukaryota, Metazoa, Arthropoda, Insecta, Diptera, Drosophilidae.
CGCACAUCUCUAACGCGCUCUUUUGUUUUGUUUUGUUUUUUUUUUGUCUUUUUUUUUUUUAAUACUUUUCCUAGUUUAGCUUAUUUAUGUUUGUUUGCAAUGCUGUCGCAUAUCGAGGAGGAUGUGCCGGAAUUACUGAUGCAGCGCAACACAGUUGCCUACUGCAGUCAGCUGCACGUGAAGCAAACAAAAUCCAGCCUGCUGCUCAGUCGCCAACUCAAAUUCUACGAGUUCCGCAAAAAGGUGCUGUUGCAUCAUAUCGAUCUAAGGGACAGCGGCUUGAUGCAACUCGCCACCGAAUUGUUGACAUACAGCGGACCCAUCCACAGCUUCCUCAUACGCGACGAUGUGACGAUGGACAUUAGCAGCGAUUCGACAAGCUACAGCAUGUUGCACGCUGUCGAGGAUCUGCCGCUGAGCAUUGGCAAAUAUGUUUGGCUGAAUGAAGAGGUAUAUUUGUUGUUGCGCUGCUGGCACAAGCUGCUCGUCCUGCAGCGACCCAAGCUGGAUGGUGCACCCUUUCUGCUGAUCGCCCAGUUUGAUAAUCUACAGGAUUAUCGCUUGGUGCGCAGUCCCAUCAAAUAUCAGGCACACGUCGAGCUCCAUUUUACAAACGGCAAACGAUUGCGCACAAAUUUCCAAACAGCUAACACGGCUGAGACACCAGCUCCAACUGGCAGUGCACACACAGUCGAUGGCUUCCACCGUCUGCUGGCGCGUGUCCACUACGCACGCGCCGAGCUGCAAGCGCAGCGUGUCCAAACUGAAUUGGAUUUUGGGCGUGCCCGCGACCGAUUGGCAUUCGGCGUGCCCGGCCAGCGUUCGCCGUUGCUGGAGGAGAAGCAGCUGUUGCGCCGCUGCGGUGAUCUCUGGACACGCAUCUGUGGCGAUUGUCUUGUGCUGGGCACCCUGCUGACCAAUGCGACGGGCAACAAUCGGUGCAGCACGUUGCACGCACUGCGUCCGCUCCUCUGCUGUCUGCCCGCCGGAUGUGGUCUGAACUAUGCUCAUCGCUUGUACGAGCUGCCCAUGCAAUCGGAUGGCCAGUCGCCGGAGGAUUAUGAUGGAUUCGCCCAGUUCGGAGCGUGUUACGAAGAGCACAGCGCGCACAGCAAUGGCUUUAACUGGCCACCGGCAGCGAGCAUCGUCCACAAAUUGGCACCGGAAAGCAGCUCUGUGUUGCUGCUGCGCCUGCAGCUAGACGAUUUGAUGGCGCUGGAGGAGAUCCAAUUGCUUGUCACCUACGAGCUGCAUGCGGCGGAUGCGAAUGAUGUACGGCAGCUGCAGCUGCAAGUGGCCACCAUUAAGGUGGGGCAGCUGUUGCAGCAGCAGUCGCUGCAUGUGCCCAGCUUUGGGGCGGCAACACUUCAUCAGGAUUUCCUGGCGGUGAUCAUGGCGCAGACAGCGCAUUGCGCGCUGCGACUGCAGUUUCAAGGCGUCGAGCAGCAGACACAGUUCGAGCAGCUGCUCAUCGGCAAAUGGGGCUAUGUGGCUACAAUGGUGCCCCAGACGGAUCAGCAGCAGCAACCAACAAAGCAGCAGCAGGAGCAGGAGCAGCAAGGGCUUGAGGCUGCGCAGCUCUUGGAUGACUUUGUCUUUGACAACCGAAGUCACAGUGGCAGCUGUGGCUUAACCCCAACUGGCGCACAUCAUUGCAUCUUUUAUAAUCGAUCGUCGGAGGUGUUGCUGCUGCACAAUGAGCCUGGCCAGCACUGGCAUCUGUUUGCGCGCAGCCAGACGCAGCUGGGCCUGCUGCUGCGCCGUCUCCAGCAGGAUCUGUUGCAGCUGCACUGCAACCUGUCGCUGUUGCGGCUGGAGCACGAGGCGGAGUGCCGACGUCCGGCAAAUGCAGCGCUGCUCCUCGAAUCGGCACUGCGCGAUGAGCUGCAAGCCCGAGCCGAACUAUUCCAGGCACCAGCGGCGUCAACGGCCAGCAAACAGAGGCGUCUGCAUCAGCUGGAAAUGGCCAAUGAUUUGCUGAUAUCUGUGAUAAGCAGCUAAACGCAGCUGCAAUCAACCAGCAGCAGCAGUGCCGUGCCAUGUAGUCUGGUGUACUUUUGUCCAAACUGAUUGUAUUCUAAAUUAACUGCUUAAUCAAUUUAUAUUUUAAAUAUUUAAAUAUAUUAUUAGGUUCAUUU